AACCACAUCACAGUUUUAGUCGAAACUUUCCUGCCGAGAACUGAAGAUGCAGAAGAAUAUUGAAAACCUGCAUUUCGACAGAAGCGGCUCCACCCUGUAGUGCAAAUCAGGUGACAGCCCCCUUAUAUCCAGCUGACGCACUAUUUGCACGCUUUGUUUCUUUUGACAGACGACGGGGAACAACAGAUCUUGCUGCUAUUGAAUCUUUUUGUUCCUUUAUUCAAUAAUGUCAGAAAUAGAAUGGCCUUGGCAAUACAGUUUUCCGCCGUUCUUCACAAUACAGCCUCAUGCUGAAACUAAGGCGAGGCAACUAAAGGCUUGGCACACCCUGGUGUUAAAUUACUUUAAGGCAAACAAUCUAAGCUCAUUGGAUAUCCGAGAGGCUCAUCAAUCUAGUUUGUUCAACAAUAGCAGUAUUGACCGCAAGCUUCCACCGGAGGGAAUUCUCCUUGUACUGGAAGAUUUACAGAAAUCAGGCAAUGCCACACCUUUAGAUAAGACUCGGAACAGAUGGCUAGUGUAUUGGCAUACCCUAGAGGAAUGGGCAGCUAUCAUCUAUAGUUGGGCUCAGGCUAAUGGAUUUUUAAAUACUGUCUGCACAUUUUUUGAACUUGUCUCUGGAGAUGACACAAAUGAACAAGAAUUCCAUGGACUUGAUGAGGAAGUUUUACUUAGAGCAAUCCAAGUUCUUGAGACUCAAAAGAAGGCAGAAGUUAUACCUAUUGAUGACAGUCAUGGCGUUAAAUUCUUUUAAAUAUAUCUGUUACUGAAGGGAGCUGGAAAAAAUUACCUGAACAAAUAUACUUGAACACAAUUAAUUUUGGUGACAUUGAUUCAUGCUGAAAGCAUUAGGCCUCUGUUAUUUUUUUCAUUUAUUGCAUACAUUUGUAUAUACUGAUAAGUAAAGUCCAUUCUUGUUUUA
This is a messenger RNA of Frankliniella occidentalis (western flower thrips), 922 nucleotides long. It is a transcript of the gene Vps25, whose product is annotated as vacuolar protein-sorting-associated protein 25. NCBI's taxonomy places the organism in Eukaryota, Metazoa, Arthropoda, Insecta, Thysanoptera, Thripidae. The record is from RefSeq and is a predicted model, not a curated record. The transcript is spliced from 5 exons. Gene Ontology annotation, molecular function: protein homodimerization activity; structural molecule activity. Gene Ontology annotation, cellular component: ESCRT II complex. Gene Ontology annotation, biological process: protein transport to vacuole involved in ubiquitin-dependent protein catabolic process via the multivesicular body sorting pathway. The coding region runs from base 227 to 754 and encodes 175 amino acids.